CCCGCCCGCGCGCCUCCGCCGCCGCCGCCGCCAUGGGCAAGAGCCGCGGCGGGGCCGGCAAGUCCGGCAGCGUGUUCCGCAUCGCCCGCAGCGGCGUCCUCAAGGCCAAGGCCAAAGGCAAGGCGCGGCCCGUCACCUCCGGGCUGAAGCAGGACUGGAUCUGCGGUCGUCCUUGUAACCCUUAUGCCCGCGCGCCGGAAGAAGAUGAAAUGCCCUGGCGACACCCAGGACUCCUAGAACCAAAGAACAACGACCAGCCAUCAGACGGCCCAGCAGCACCCGAGGGCCCGGUAUGGGCGAAGGUGAAACGGCAACAAUACCUAUGUAUUAUUCUGUUGUUAGGGUUUGUCGGCACAACUGAUGCUGAGCAUUACCCUCAUCAGCCGUUCAAGUGGGUCCUGCAUCACCUCUCAGGCGAUAAAGCAAUCCAAGAAGCUGUAGUGCUAGGCAGCCCGUCAUUUAAAUUCAAGCUAAGGGACAUAUUCCCUUCACAGAUGGGGUUUCCCAAUUUCGGGGAGUCAUCAUUGUAUCAGACCUAUUGGUGCCCCGCCUCUAACCCAGGCAAAAGCUAUUGUAAUUACCCAGGGUACGGGUACUGUGGAUACUGGGGGUGCGAAACCAUUGUAACAAGUGACAGAUGGCAGCCACAGCAGCCUGACAUGUUUCUACAAGUUAACUAUGCUCCUAGCGGCUGCCGUGAACCUAAAUUCGCGAUGGAUGGGCUGAUAUACACACCCCGAGAUGGAAAAAGACACACCUGCACCAGCUAUAAUAUGACUAUCCUGCAACCAAUGCACAAAAGUUGGGCUACUGGUAAAGUUUGGUCAGUGUUCGUCCGCGCCUUUCGCGACCACUGGGUGAACAUCCAAAUCAUUAGACUCCCACAGGUGACGCCCAUCUCUCUUGGACCUAACCCAAUCCUUGCAGAAAACAGGGCCGGAAAAAGAACCACAGUUACCGUUAAACCCACACAUGGGACACACACACCUAACUCCACCUCUAUACCACUCAUCCUUUCAAUGCCCAAACCGGCUUCUUAUGAUCCAUUUUUUAACAUGCUAAAUGCUACCUUUUUUUCCCUGAACCAAUCAAAUCCGGAUCUCACUGAGUCAUGCUGGCUGUGUUAUGACGCAAAACCCCCCUUUUAUGAGGGCGUUGCCUUGAAUGUCUCUUUCAACUACUCAACAUUACAAGAUCCACCCCAGUGUAGAUGGGAUACUCCCCGAAGAGGGAUCACUUUAAAUCAGAUUACGGGUCGAGGCAAGUGUUUAGGUAACGCGACUGUAGCUAGACAAAAAGGCAUCGUUUGUGAUGAGUUCACACAGCCCCAAAGUUCGGACAAAUGGGCGAUCCCAUCUGGGCCAGGGAUGUGGGUAUGCCAGCAAUCUGGGGUCAGUCCCUGUGUGUACCUUGAUCAUUUUAAUUUUUCCGUUGACUUUUGUGUCCAAGUUCUUAUUGUCCCUAGGGUUCUAUAUCAUCGAGAGGAAGAAAUGUAUCUCCUGUCCGACGAGCCUCACCAGCUCCACAAAAGGGAAGUAGUGACAAGUACUACCUUUGCAGAGCUCCUUGGCUUGGGAGCUUCCGGCACAGGUACAGGCGUUUCAGCCCUUACAACCCAACAUCAAGGGCUUUCCCAGCUGCAGGCAACCGUCGACGAGGACUUGCAAAAAAUUGAGGAAUCCAUCUCCCUUUUAGAAAAAUCCCUCUCCUCUCCUUCAGAGGUCAUCUUGCAGAACAGACAAGGCUUGGACCUCUUGCUCAUGCAACAGGAAGGUUUGUGUGUGGCCCUGAAAGAGGAAUGCUGUUUUUACGCGGACCAUACGGGAGUCGUACGGGACUCAAUGGCCGAACUGAGAGAAAGACUGGCCUCAAGGAAGAAAGAGAGGGAAAGUCAACAGGGGUGGUUUGAGUCAUUGUUCAGCCAAUCCCCGUGGCUAACCACCCUUAUCUCCACUCUCAUAGGCCCUUGUAUUAUGAUACUUUUGGCGUUAAUCUUCGGACCCUGUAUUUUAAACAAGUUAGUGUCGUUUGUUAGAAAUCAUUUGGACUCAAUUAACAUCAUGCUAGUUGAACGCCGACAAGUGCUUUAGGCAAGGCUUUUUGAACAGUGACAUUAAAGUUUAAUAGCUUAGGUUUUAGUAGCUUAAUAACUUACAGUUUAAUAGUGUUAGAUUAACAGUAUUUGCUUUACAGAUGUUACUGCGUUUUGUUAAGCAUAGAGAAAGGGGGGAAGUGUGGGAAGAUAGGGACAGGCGGUCGGAAGAUUACGUGCUGUACGGAAAGAUAGGAUCCCCCCCCCCCCAACUUUUUGUUACGCAAGCAGACAGAAGUGAUGUAACCCCAGACUAUAUAAUGCUGCGCAACUUUGAAAUAAACGCCAUUUUACCGUCCACCA
Molecule: messenger RNA, 2395 nt
Organism: Haemorhous mexicanus (house finch)
Lineage: Eukaryota; Metazoa; Chordata; Aves; Passeriformes; Fringillidae
Gene: RBIS
Product: ribosomal biogenesis factor
Exons: 2
Coding region: 33-2090 (685 amino acids)
Biological process (GO): ribosome biogenesis
Cellular component (GO): nucleolus
Source: RefSeq, a predicted model, not a curated record